GCGCUAUUUAGUCCUCAGAGUGCCCACCUGGUGUCUUGCUCUGUUCCUUGGAAGCGCUUCAUGGCUCGUGGGGAUGGGGUGUCUUCCCUAAAUGCCUGUCACCUGCAGGGCUCACUUGCCCACACUCCUAGAUGGGCUCUUUGUCCUUGUGUGUCUUGAGUAGCCUCUUAAGUUUUUCAUUUUUUAAGAAAUACACCACCCCCACCCCCGCCAAGCGGGGCCUGGCCGCUCCCUAAUGCUCUAUUUCUACUUCCUUUCAGAAUUCUGGCAGCCCAUGUGGGAUUCGAAAAAUGGUUGGCCAUAUGGAAUCUGGCUUCUAUGCACCAUGCUUAACUGAUAAGCUGGCGGAGCGGGAGGUGGGGGGCGUCCUUCCAAGUUUGAACAAACUGCCGUGCUUUGGGGACAUUAUGUCUGUUGGUCCCUUUAAUCCAGACCCUGUAAAUCCUUUCCUUAAACACCACAUAUAAAUAUUCUCAGAAAUCUGACAUGCCUGUGAUCCCUUCCUACCCUGGACCAGAGAGCCCCUGUCCAACCUUGGCUGGAGGCAAGCAUCUGUGAAGCUUCUCUGGCACAACGAGCCAUAGUUGACUCACUUCCCCAUCUGCACCACCACACUGGUGGCAGCUCCUAUAUAAUUUCCAAUCUACAUUUGUCUUCCCUAGUACACCAAAUUCCUUAAGGACUCAAGGAUUGUUUUAUCCAUGCACUCCCAGUUCCUGACAUGUACUGCAUGUUUAGCAGGUGAUUGUUGAGUGAGUAAAUGAACUUUCCCUCAUCCUCCUUUCUUCGCUAAUAGUGGAAGAGGCCUGCCUAGUGCCUUAAAUGAACCAAUGUUCAAUAUCCUUUCUCCUCAGUUAAUUUCCUUGUGCGUAAUUGUUUCCUCUCCUUUGCUCCCAUCAGCUAAAAUACCUUUUUGCUACAAUACCCUAAAUUCUCAGGGUCUUAUCUACUACCCUUGAUCUUUCCUUUAUAGUCACAUUCCCAAAAGAGUAGCCUAUAGAUCCUGUCCAUCUGUUCAUUUCCCAUUUAUUGUUUAAUCCACUGGAUCUAGCUCUCAACUCCACCUGCAUGAAAUUGCUGUAAUAUUAUUAAAAGCAUCAAUGAACCCAGUGCCGAAAUGACUCUUCCCAUUUUUCAUACCAUUUGCUCUUUUUGUUAUAUUUUUCUUCUUUAACUUCUUUUUCUAGAGAAAUACUUGCCAUCCUCUCUCUUUGGCUACUUCUGAGUCUUGUUUUCUGGUUCUUCUAACUUUGUCCACUAUUGAAAUCAACAUUGAAGGUUGAUGUGUCUCAGCCUUCUGUCCCUGCUCCUGUCUUUUCACAGUACCCAGUCUUCUUGGAUAACUUCAAUUUAUAUCUCUAUUGCUGAGCUCCAUGCUUGUAUGUCACUUUAUUACAAAUUAGUAUCUCUCAAUUCUAGGGACGAAAUGGACAUAUCCAAAGAACUCAAUCUUCCCUGCUCACUGGUGCCUUCUUUAUAUCUUGGUGAGUGACACCAUUAUCCACCUAGAUAAUGUUAGACCUGAAAAUUGUCACCCAGCCGUCUUUUUCUCUAAUACACGGUCACUGUAUUCUUUGGUUUCCACAUCUCUCAUACCUGCUGCUUCCUUUCGAGCUCUAGUGCCACUGCCUUCAUUCAGGCCUUAGUUGGAUCUCUUAUCUGCAGUUUGAACACCCAUCUUUCUGUGAUCACUCUGCCUGCAUCCUGAAUCUCCUCUGCUCUCUAUUCUUCACGUCUUCACCAGGUUAAUAUUCCAAGAACGUGACUCUCAUUCUUUUACUUACUUGGUCAAAAAGUUCAGUGGCUUCCUGUUAUCAGCAGAAUAUAGCCAACACAACUUUCCAACCUCGCCUCAACUCCUCCCGUACACGAGCUUUCUAUUACAGCCAUACUUGUAUCCCUUCUGCAUUUUUGCGUUUGCUCAAGCCGUUUGCCAUGUAUGGAGUGCCAUUCUCUUUCACCCUCAUAACCUGAGUUUUCCCCCACUUUUGAGGCUCACCUUACAUUCUGCUUCUUCCCAGGACACUCCAGCCCACAGUGAUAAUAGCCAGCAUUUUCAGAGCACCUUACAGUUUACAGAAUGCUUCUACCUGAGAGUUCAGCACUACUAGCCUCAUUUUAUAUGCAAGAAAACGGAGGCACAGAAGAGCCAAAUAACCUGCCAGAGGCUACACAGCAGGGAGUGGAGCUUGCUCGCUCUACACGCUGCUUCACAUCGGAGGAUAUCAGUGGGAAAGCCCUGGUCUUGGGCACAGACAUGGGCAUGGACAUGGGCAUGAAUUUGAUGGGACUGCCCCUGGCUGACCAGAAAUACCGCCCCAGGAGUGGAGAGAUGGAGGCCAUGGUAUUGACCUGUUCAUUGUGCAGACAGGAUCUGCAAGGUGUGGGCUCCUGGCUUCUACCCUGCCAGCACUUACUCUGUAAAGACUGCUUCCAAGGCUUGAUCCAGGAACUGGGGCCAUUUGCCAAGGUUCACAGUUUUAUCCUAGAUGAGCUCAUCUCCUGUCCUCGGUGCAAGAGAGUAUAUCUUACCAGAGAUGUAACCGAACAUAUUUUCCUACAGUGCUUUUCUGCUGGGCAACCCAAGAUGGCCAGGAACUGCUCCGAGUGCAAGGAGAAGAGGGCAGCACACAUCCUCUGCACCUACUGCAACCGCUGGCUGUGCAGCUCCUGUACAGAGGAGCACCGGCAUGGCCCUACCCCUGGGGGCCCGCUCUUCCCCCGGGCCCAGAAAGGAUCUCCAGGAGUCAAUAGUGGUUCUGGGGACUUCGCCUUGUACUGUCCUCUGCACCCACAGGAAGUGCUCAAGCUGUUCUGCGAGACCUGUGACGUACUCACAUGCCAUAGCUGCCUCAUGGUGGAACACAAAGAACACAGGUGCAGGCAUGUUGAAGAAGUUUUGCAGAACCAGAGGAUGCUUCUGGAAAGUGUGACUACACAGGUGGCACAUAAGAAGUCCAGUUUACAGACAUCUGCAAAGCAAAUCGAGGACAGGAUUUUUGAAGUGAAGCAUCAGCACAGGAAGGUGGAAAACCAAAUCAAAAUGGCCAAAAUGGUUCUGAUGAAUGAACUGAACAAACAGGCCAACGGGCUCAUAGAGGAGCUGGAGGGCAUUACUAAUGAGAGAAAGCGGAAGCUGGAGCAGCAGUUACAGAGCAUCAUGGUUCUCAACCGUCAGUUUGAGCAUGUGCAGAAUUUCAUCAAUUGGGCUGUCUGCAGCAAAACCAGUGUCCCUUUCCUUUUCAGCAAAGAGCUGAUUGUGUUUCAGAUGCAGCGAUUGCUGGAGACAAGUUGUAACACAGAUCCUGGCUCCCCUUGGAGCAUCAGAUUCACCUGGGAGCCCAACUUCUGGACCAAGCAGCUGGCUUCCCUUGGCUGCAUAACUACUGAAGGUGGACAAUUGUCUCGGACAGAUGCUCCUGCUUAUGGAGGCCUACAGGGACCCUCAUCCUUUUACCAAAGCCACCAGUCUUCAGUGGCCCAGCCAGAGGCUCUUAGCCACCCUGCACACAAGUUCCAGUCUCCAGCACUGUGCUCCUCAUCUGUAUGCUGUUCCCACUGUGCCCCAGUCUCACCCUCCCUCAAGGGCCAGGUCCCCCCACCCAGCAUCCACCCAGCCCAUAGCUUUAGGCAGCCCUCCGAGGUGGCACCCCAACAGCUGGGGUCGCUGCAGUGCCCCACCCUGCUGCCUCGGGAGAAGGAGCUGGCCUGCAGUCCUCGCCCACCAAAGCUGCUGCAGCCCUGGCUGGAGACCCAGCCCUCUGUGGAACAGGAGAGUGCUCCGCAGAGGUUGGCGCAGCAACUGACUUCCCAGCCUGUGUGCAUCGUCCCCCCUCAGGAUGUCCAGCCAGGAGCCCAUGCCCAGCCUACCUUACAGACACCCUCUAUCCAGGUCCAGUUUGGCCAUCACCAGAAACUGAAGCUCAGUCACUUUCAGCAGCAGCCACAGCAGCAGCUGCCACCUCCGCCACCUCCACCACCUCCACCCCCACAGCAGCCACCCCCACCCCUACCUCCAUCCCAGAACCUGACUUCAAGUCAGCACGAGAGCCCUCCUGGGCCUGCCUGUUCACAGAAUGUGGACAUAAUGCACCACAAGUUUGAACUGGAGGAAAUGCAGAAGGACUUGGAGCUGCUCCUUCAGGCUCAGCAGCCCAGCCUGCAGCUGAGUCAGACCAAGUCUCCUCAGCAUCUUCAGCAGACCAUUGUGGGGCAGAUCAACUACAUCGUGAGGCAGCCCGCGCCCGUGCAGUCCCAGAGCCAGGAGGACACCCUGCAGGCUACAGAUGAGCCCCCUGCAUCUGAGGGCACAAAGCCAGCUCUCUCUCUUGAGAAGAGUACUACUGCUGCCCUACCACAGGCAUCUGGGGAAGAAGCCCCUCUGAGUGUCCCCCCAGUGGACAGCACCAUCCAGCAGUCGUCUCCGAAUGUGGUGAGAAAGCACUCCACUUCAGUGAGCAUCAUGGGCUUUUCCAACACUCUGGAGAUGGAAUUGUCGUCUACCAGGCUGGCAAGAACCCUGGAGCCACAGAUCCAGAGUGUGAGCAGCCUGGCAGCUGGCCCCCCCAAGGUGGUACCAAGCCUGCUGGGUGGCUCCCCUCAAACUGUGUCCAGCCUGACAAGUGUUCAAAACCAGGCUGUGCCCAGCCUGACAACCAGUCAUCUACAGACCAUGCCCAACCUUGUGCGUGGCACGUUCCAGUCCAUGCCCAGUCUCCUAAGUGAUUCCCCCCAGGCCAUCCCAAGCCUGGCAAAUGAUCACUCUCAGCCUGGGCCCAGCCUACUAUCUGGUCAUGCCCAGGCUGGGCCAAGUCUGGCCACUUGUCCUUUACAGAACACACCUCCGGUUUCUGAUGUGCAGUCAGAAACUGGAUCCAGCUCCUGUCCUGACCGUGGCCGAAUUGCAGGGAGCCUGUGCCCUGGGGAUGGGGCUGACCCCUCCCUGGGGAAUCCCCUAUGUAAGUUGGAAAGUGAGGAUUCCACCCGCUUCACUGACUCACUGGGAAAAGGUCCUACAGCCCCUGGUCUGGAUGCUCCCAAGGACUUGGCUAUCCCCUCUGAACUAGAGGAACCAAUUAACCUCUCUGUGAAAAAACACCCACUGGUGUCAGUGGUCAACACUUCCACGGCUCUGCAGCAGUACCGGAACCCAAAAGAGUAUGACAGUUUUGAACAAGGAGCCCGAGAGCUGGAUACAAAAGUGAAUCAGAGCAUCAGAGCCUUCAACGGUGAGCCUAAAAUUCCUUAUGUGCGACUGGAGCGACUCAAGAUCUGUGCUGCCUCCUCUGGAGAGAUGCCGGUGUUCAAGCUGAAGCCGCAGAAGAGAUCUUUUUUGCUGAUCAUUGAGUGUGGCACUGAAUCCUCUAGCAUGUCCAUCAAGGUCAGCCAGGACAGCACGUCUGAUGCCACACAGGCCCCAGGUCUUGGGGGAAGAAAGGUUACAGUCACCUCUCUGACUGGGCAGCGGCCACCAGAGGUGGAAGGCACAUCUUCUGAAGAACACAGACUCAUUCCUCGAACCCCUGGAGCCAAGAAGGGCCCUCCAGUCCCCAUAGAGAACGAGGAUUUCUGUGCUGUGUGCCUCAAUGGGGGAGAGUUGCUGUGCUGUGACCACUGCCCCAAAGUCUACCAUCUGUCCUGCCACGUGCCAGCCUUGCUCAGCUUCCCAGGGGGAGAGUGGGUGUGUACCUUGUGCCGCAGCCUGACCCAGCCUGAGAUGGAGUACGACUGUGAGAAUGCCCGCUACAACCAGCCUGGAGUGCGGGCACCUCCCGGCCUGGGCAUGUAUGACCAGAAGAAGUGCGAGAAGCUGGUGCUGUCGUUGUGCUGCAACAGCCUCAGCCUGCCCUUCCAUGAGCCCGUCAGCCCCCUGGCCCGGCAUUAUUACCAGAUUAUCAAGAGGCCCAUGGACCUGUCAAUAAUCCGGAGGAAGCUGCAGAAGAAGGACCCGGCUCACUACACCACCCCAGAGGAGGUGGUGUCCGAUGUGCGCCUCAUGUUCUGGAACUGUGCGAAAUUUAAUUAUCCCGACUCCGAGGUCGCAGAGGCCGGCCGCUGCCUGGAAGUGUUCUUUGAGGGCUGGUUGAAGGAGAUCUACCCAGAGAAGCGGUUUGCCCAGCCACAGCAGGAGGACUCGGACUCCGAGGAGGUGUCUAGUGAGAGUGGGUGUUCCACUCCCCAAGGCUUUCCAUGGCCCCACUACGUGCAGGAGGGCAUCCAACCAAAGAGGCGGCGGCGACAUAUGGACAAUGAAAGAGCUAAAAGAAUGUCGUUCCGCUUGGCCAACAGCAUCUCCCAGGUCUGAGCGCUGGAAGGAGACUGAGCACUCUCGCAGUUGGUGCCCCACCCUGUCGACCAUUUCUCCCCAUCUUUCAGCUUACUCUCUUCAGACUGCCAAUGUGAGAUGAGUUUGGUUGAGCUGUGUAGUGCUCUUCUUUGCCAUUUGCAUCUACAGCAUUUAUUUGGGAGGCAUAGUGCACCCACUACAGAGAUUUCAGUAAUAAACAGAAGAGAGAGAGGUGUUUCUUCUUACCAGAGUAGUCAAAUGUUCAGGAUCCACUUGACAGACCAUGCCUGGUCAGGCUCGAGAGAACCUACCUUCCUCGGUGAAUUCUUUCUACUGAGGGAAGCAGACAUUUCUCACCUUUCAGUGUCCAGGGCUCAGGAGCAAUGUAUAUAUCUGAACUCCUCCUGGGCUCAGAAGUAAAGAAGAGAGAGGGGUUCAGACAUAUGGCAGGCCUGCGAUCCUGGCCCAGCACAGCCAAAGACUGUCUCUGUUUGCCUUUGCUUAUCCUGUUGGGACAGACACACCUGUCACAAGCAGAAUAAUGGAGGCUUCUAGAGGCCAUAGGUCUCAGUUGGGUUCUAACGGUUUUCAGGGUAUUAUUUUCUCAUACCCCUUUCCAGAUGUUGACUUUGGGGGCUGCAAAGAGGGUGCUCUGGAUGAUGUGGCAUUCUUGACUGAGCUGGGUGGCAGUGCAGAGACUACUUACAUCUUCCAGCUCAAAUUUCCCUUGCAGGCUUAAGAAGAUGUCACCUUCAGAGUCUGUCCUCUUUGCUACUUAUUUUGGACUAAUAACACUUCUUUGGUGUCAGAACCUGCCUUUCUAGAAGUGACUGUCAAUGCUUGUCAGGGGCACCCCUUCAUCAUUUCCAUUCAGAGGUCUGGAUCCUGAGUUCUUCUUGGGAAAACUGAGGUAGCUGCUGUCUGCUUCAGGGACAGAGCUCCCUGGGCAAGGAGAGUGAUCGACAGCCAGUUCACUCUGCAGGGCCACGUCUCCUGCUUAGAGAUUCUGGUUCUCAACCUCACCAAGUUUAUAGAGUCAACAAUCAGAAGUGAGUAAUCUGACCAGCCUGUCUCCUGGGCUGGCUGGAGCCUAGAAAGAGUGAAUCCUCUAUUGCAGCCCUUUUUUUGUUGGAGGUUGGAGAAGGUCGUCGGGGACUGGCAGGAGUCAGAUUGUUCAUUCCUGGAAGAGGUUCUGGGUGGAAAAGAGGAAAACUGAGAAUUGAGAAGCCAGGGUCUUUUGAUGACCCUGAAGCUACUUAGCUCUCCUAGACUGUAGAGAGAAGUAUUCUGGAAGCCAUGGGAUUAGGAACUCCAGGCUGCAUCUCAAAAGGAUCUUCAUAGUCCAGGUAGGAAGUGACAUAGACAGAUACCAGGGGCCAGACCACCUUCCAAGCAAGGGCUUGGUUGAGAAGGAUCUUCUUGCUGAUUUUGUUGAGGGAGGUAUGGAGCUGACUCUAAGACUUCUCUCCAUGCUUCUGCAAUGGCAUGGCUACUUUCAGGGGAGGUUUGGGUCAUGGCUUUGUUCUUGCUAAGAGAUACUGUUUAAGGAAAAAAAUCCUAGUGAGCAAUUUUUAAUCAGUGAAUCUCUCUCUCCUUUCUCAUUUACUUCUC
Molecule: messenger RNA, 7897 nt
Organism: Tupaia belangeri chinensis (Chinese tree shrew)
Lineage: Eukaryota; Metazoa; Chordata; Mammalia; Scandentia; Tupaiidae
Gene: TRIM66
Product: tripartite motif containing 66
Cellular component (GO): chromatin
Molecular function (GO): protein binding; zinc ion binding
Source: RefSeq, a predicted model, not a curated record